UUUUAGAUUUUUUUUGAAUUUAAAGAAAAGAAAAUGGUUGUUGAUUUAUUUAAUCUUUUAGAAAUUGUUGAUCGUCUGAAGCAUUUGAAACGGACAGGUUGGGUCAUGUACGCCGUUGCUGAAUGUGAAACUGUUGCUUCGCACAUGUACAGAAUGGCUAUUUUAUCAAUGUCAUUAGCUGAAUGCCGAAAAGAUUUGGAUAUUGAUAAAUGUGUUAGAAUGGCUUUAGUACAUGAUAUUGGAGAGGCAAUAAUUGGAGAUAUAACACCAAACUGUGGUGUGUCUGUUGAAAAGAAGUAUAUUAUUGAGAAACAGGCAGUCGAACAAAUUUCUACUUAUGUUCCAGCAUCAAUUGGAGAAAAUUGGACUCAACUUUGGUUAGAAUAUGCUGAAGCAUGCACUCCAGAAGCUAAAGCUGAUUUUUUGGCUCAAGCAUUAAGUUAUGAGGAAAAGGAUAAAACUUUGGAUUUUGAGGAAUUUUUUAAUUCAACCAAAAAUGCAUUUUCUGAAGAACCUUUUGUUGAAUGGGCAAAUCUUAUAAGGGAGAAACGUAAAGAAAGAAGUUGUUGGAUUCCCCAAGAUUUAGAUGCUGCCUGGUAAAGAAUUAUCGAGCCAUGGAUGCAGAGAAACCUAAAAAAAGAAAUUAGGUAGUUGUGGGUAAAAUUUAUAGGCAUCUUUUUUGGGUUAUUCGCA
Messenger RNA from Meloidogyne enterolobii, 693 nucleotides. Lineage: Eukaryota; Metazoa; Nematoda; Chromadorea; Rhabditida; Meloidogynidae. The record is from the annotation of a GenBank genome assembly.